Molecule: messenger RNA, 2340 nt
Organism: Lactuca saligna
Lineage: Eukaryota; Viridiplantae; Streptophyta; Magnoliopsida; Asterales; Asteraceae
Source: the annotation of a GenBank genome assembly
AUCUAUUUUCCUUUUUAGCCCAUGCUAUAUACAAAUAAAAGGAAAAUGACAUUUAGAAGAGGUGGAAGACUUGGAAGCAGCCAAGGGACUUGGCCAUGGCCUUUUUCUGGAAUACCACCACAGGUUCUCCUUUUGGAGGCCUAGUCAUUGCUUGAUUCUCUAUUUCUAAGCUCGCCGCACCCACUCAUACGCAUCUCAUUAAGCCCUAACCUAAACCCUUCAAACCGUCUUCUCUAUACUUGGUUCUUCAUAGACUUCUGUUAGAGUUUCAUAAAAGAAGCUCUCGUCUCUAAUCAGAUCCUUAACGAUUUCAGUUUUAGCAGGGAGAGCUAAGCCACCUAGUUAGCUCUCUCAGCUUAUUACAACACCUCAGGGUUAGUUAAUUUAGUGGGUUUCUAGCAGCAAACAAUCAAUCUGUUUCAAUGGCAGCAGCUACACACUUGUGUGGAAUCAAAACUCCUUAUUGUUUUUCAAAGAAGGCUCUGCAUUCCCAAUCUUUGUGCUCACAGAAGAGACUCAAUUUUGAUCUGCUCACUGAAUCGUGUGAGACAUUAAGAGUUUCAUAUCCAAGCAAGGGAAGAGGAGGACUAAGGGUUGUUUGUGAUGCGAGAAAGAAUGAUGUUUUGGUACAAAGUGAAGCCAAAAGUCAAGGUUUGGAAGAAUCAAUUAACCAGCUAUCAUGUGUGAUGAAGUUUGGUGGAUCUUCAGUAGCCUCAGCAGAUAGGAUGAAAGAGAUAGCUGAACUCAUCCUCAGUUUUCCAGAAGAGAAUCCUGUGAUUGUCCUUUCUGCUAUGGGGAAGACUACCAACAAGCUUAUAGUGGCUGGAGAAAAGGCUGCAAGCUGUGUUUCUGAUGUUUCUGAAAUCAAUGAGCUGAGCUUUGUGAAAGAACUGCACUACAGGACAAUGGAUGAGCUUGGAUUAGACAAAUCACUCAUAACAGACCACAUAGAAAAAUUAGAGAGACUUCUGAAUGGGAUUGCUGUACUUAAAGAUAUGACUCCACGUGCAAGAGACUACUUAGUGUCAUUUGGGGAAUGCAUGUCCACAAGAAUAUUUGCAGCAUACUUGAAUAAAAUUGGUGUCAAAUCUCGCCAAUAUGAUGCAUUUGAUAUUGGGUUCAUAACAACUGAUGACUUUACAAAUGCGGAUAUUCUAGAAGCAACGUAUCCAGCUGUAGCAAAUAAACUACACAGUGAUUGGAACAAUGAUCCUGCAAUCCCUAUUGUUACUGGCUUCCUUGGAAAGGGUUGCAGAACUUGUGCAAUCACUACAUUAGGCAGAGGUGGUAGUGAUUUGACUGCUACAACCAUUGGUAAAGGAUUAGGCUUGCGAGAAAUUCAGGUGUGGAAAGAUGUAGAUGGUGUUUUGACAUGUGAUCCCAACAUAUAUCCAGGUGCAGAACCUGUGCCUUAUUUAACUUUUGAUGAGGCUGCUGAACUUGCAUAUUUUGGUGCUCAGGUUCUUCAUCCACAGUCUAUGAGGCCUGCAAGAGAAGGUGAUAUUCCAGUUAGGGUUAAAAAUUCUUACAACCCUAAUGCUCCAGGUACCCUAAUCACUAAAUCAAGAGAUAUGUCAAAGGCGAUACUGACUAGCAUUGUUUUGAAACGUAAUGUGACCAUGUUGGAUAUUGUUAGCACUCGUAUGCUUGGUCAAUUUGGAUUCCUAGCUAAGGUAUUUUCAACUUUUGAAGAUUUGGGUAUUUCGGUUGAUGUUGUAGCCACUAGUGAAGUUAGUAUUUCUUUAACAUUGGAUCCUUCAAAGCUUUGGAGCAGGGAGUUGAUUCAACAGGAACUUGAUAAUGUUGUUGAAGAACUUGAAAAAAUUGCUAAAGUGAAUCUCCUUCAACACCGAUCAAUUAUUUCACUGAUUGGGAAUGUUCAGAGGUCAUCACUUAUAUUGGAGAAGGUAUUUCAUGUUCUUCGUACAAAUGGAGUGAAUGUUCAAAUGAUAUCUCAAGGAGCAUCGAAGGUGAAUAUAUCGUUGAUAGUUAAUGACAGUGAGUCGGAAAAAUGUGUGAGGGCUCUCCAUUCGGCUUUCUUUGAGACUGAUCUUGCUGUUGCUGACCUGGUCAACCACAAUGGAAAUGGAAAUGGAACUUAAACCCUAAAAUGCACUAGUAACUAACUGAUAUAUCAUUGGCUUGAUUUUAGGGAUUCUAUUAUGUAAUAGAGGUAUUCAGAAUGGUCACAUACCAUGACUCCAUGGAGGGCUAUGUAUUUAUUGUAAGCAAUCCCAAAUAAUGAAUCCUUGCUUGAUUUUAGGGCUUCUUUCUAUGGACAAUUUUUACUUUUUGUAAUGUUUGGAUUUCUUCAGUGCUCUUUAAUGACUUCUAGCUAAG